Spinacia oleracea (spinach) is the source of this 1914-nucleotide messenger RNA. RefSeq names its product common plant regulatory factor 1. Gene Ontology annotation, biological process: regulation of DNA-templated transcription. The coding region runs from base 214 to 1503 and encodes 429 amino acids. The transcript is spliced from 13 exons. Gene Ontology annotation, cellular component: nucleus. Gene Ontology annotation, molecular function: DNA-binding transcription factor activity; sequence-specific DNA binding. The record is from RefSeq and is a predicted model, not a curated record. Lineage: Eukaryota; Viridiplantae; Streptophyta; Magnoliopsida; Caryophyllales; Amaranthaceae.
UUCCCCCCUCAACUCCCCCCAUUCUCCCGUCCUCUUCACCUCUCUCUUUUUCCUUUUCUCUCUCCCUUUUCUCUCUCCUCCAUACUCUUUCCAAUCCUCUACACAAUGCUGAGCUUUUAGACCUUCAUUAUUUCCUUAUUUAUCACCAUUAAUUUCAAGAUAAUCAGCUUCUGUAACGGAUAUUAGGCGGGAAUUUAGCUUUGGUGAGUAAUUAUGGGAAGCAGUGACGAUGUGAAGUCUCCUAAGUCAGAAAAAACAUCUCCACCUGCAACUGAGCACAAUGGCGUUCAUAUGUAUCCUGAUUGGGCGGCCAUGCAGGCAUAUUAUGGCCCCAGAGUUGCUUUGCCACCAUAUUUCAACUCAGCUGUUGCACCUGGACACCCACCUCCCCCUUAUAUGUGGGGACCUCCUCAGCCUAUGGUACCGCCAUAUGGGGCACCUUAUGCUGCAAUUUACGCACCAGGAGGAGUUUAUGCGCACCCUGCAAUCCCUCUUGCUUCUCAGGCACAUGGUCAAGAGGUCGCACCCCCUGCUGUGAGUGAACCAUUGGUCGCUACUCCUUUGAGCAUGGACACACCUGCUAAAUCACCUAAAAAUGCCGACAAAGGUUUCAUAAAAAAGUUGAAGGGGUUUAAUGGCCUUGCAAUGUCAAUUGGGAAUGGCAAUACCGAGAAGACUGAGGGUGAUGUUGAGAAUAGGCUGUCACAAAGUGCUGAAAGUGAGGGUUCCAGUAAUGGAAGUGAUGGAAAUUACACUGAAGAUGCCGAUGAUAAUAAAAGGAAGAGAAGUCGUGAAGGAACCCCGAUUAGUGUUGAAGCUGAAAAAACCGAGAUCAAGGCUGUUCUUCCUCCUCCUGCUGAUAAGGUGUUGGGAAUUCCCGUCACAUCUGCAAAUGCAGUGGCAGGUCAAGUAAUGGGAACUGUUGUUUCACCUGGUGUGGCCACCACAUUGGAGCUGAGGAACCCAGGUGUCACUGUGAAAGGGAAUUCAUCUCCUGUAUCUUCUCCUAAUGGAGUUGUAUCUUCUGAAGCCUGGUUACAGACACAGCCUGUUCAGACACAAAAUGAGAGGGAGUUGAAGCGGGAGAGGAGAAAACAAUCUAAUCGUGAAUCUGCGAGAAGGUCGAGGUUGAGGAAACAGGCUGAGACUGAGGAACUCGCCAGAAGAGUUGAAUCCCUAAGUGCUGAAAACAUGGCGCUAAAGUCAGAAGUCAAUCUGUUGGUGGAGAACUCGCAAAAACUCCGUCUUGAAAAUGCUGCAUUAACGGGGAAAUUGAAAAAUUUGCAGUCUGGACAAGGAGAUGAGAAUGGCUUGGCUAAUGUUGAUACCAAACGUAAUCCGAGUGACAGCACCGAAAACUUAUUAUCAAGGGUCAACAAUUCGAGUUCUGUUGGUAGAAACUCAGAUGAAGGUGCUGAAAUGUUUGGGAAAAGCGCAAAGUCGGGUGCCAAGUUCCAUCAGUUACUGGACAACCGAAGGGGUGAUGCUGUGGCAGCUCGCUGAGUGAGGUGCGGACGUACAAACCUGGGAAGUCAUAAAGAAACAGGAUGAUCAUGUAAUUUUGGCAUUAAUUAAACGUCCAAAAUUACUGCUAACUGUCACAAAUUGGGAAAUUAGGCAGAUAGAUAUAAUAUCAAAUAUCCAUAAAGAAAAAUGUAAUUGUUAGCUAAAGGUUUAAUCAAUGGCAGAACUGAUGUGUUUUAAAAUAGAAUUCAGGGUGCCCAGAUUUGACCACUUAAGAAAUUGUAUAUUGAUGAGUUUUAGAUAUUUAGAAGAGGAAAGUCUUUGGGUUUCCAGUCAAGUGGACUGGACACUAUCACACUACCUUUGUUUGUUCCAUGUAAUAACUAGAGUGGUGUGUAUUGACAUUAUCCUAAGUUUUAAUCAUAUACUUACCAUAGGUUGUUUGGUUGA